GAAAAAAUUUAAAUACACAAAAACAUUAUCACUUGUCUAUGAUCGUUAUUUAUUAUUCGCCAAUAAUAAUUAUAUUUGCUAUUCAUUUGUGUUAAUAUUAAAAUAUUAUCUAGUUAUGUUUUAAAGUUUAAUCAUUACCAACAGCAGUAUUACUACAAUAGUCUGUGUUAUCAAAGCUUUUAUAAUAAACGUAUAACGUGUAACCUAGAUUGAGUCAUAAACAAGUUUUUUCAUUACAUAUUAUAGUGAUUUGUUAUUACAAUGGAUAACAUUAACAGAAAGCCACCUCCUUAUACAGAGCAGCCUCCUGCAGGAGUUCAUCAACAAUUUAGUUAUUUACCACCCCCUUAUCAACCAACGGCACCACUAUAUCAUCCGUCUGUUCCUAACUAUGGUACCAAUGCUACUUCGACAAUUGUCACUGUAGUGCCCUCUGAAGUUGUGGUUAUUGGAGGAUGCCCUGCUUGUAGAAUAGGCAGAUUAGAAGAUGACUACACUUGUUUAGGUAUAUGUUGUGCAAUAUUUUUCUUCCCCCUUGGAAUACUUUGUUGUCUUCUUUUAAAAAGCAAGAGAUGCUCAAAUUGUGGUGCAUGCUUUGACUAAAUAUUCAUUUCCAAAUUUUAUGACCUAUAUUUAUGGUAAAAGAUUUCAGAUAACAAUUAUUUUAAUCUAUUGUAUAUUAUUAGACAAUAAGUAUUAAC
Molecule: messenger RNA, 701 nt
Organism: Agrilus planipennis (emerald ash borer)
Lineage: Eukaryota; Metazoa; Arthropoda; Insecta; Coleoptera; Buprestidae
Product: brain protein I3
Exons: 2
Coding region: 262-603 (113 amino acids)
Source: RefSeq, a predicted model, not a curated record